Neodiprion fabricii is the source of this 1195-nucleotide messenger RNA. RefSeq names its product astakine-like. The record is from RefSeq and is a predicted model, not a curated record. NCBI's taxonomy places the organism in Eukaryota, Metazoa, Arthropoda, Insecta, Hymenoptera, Diprionidae. The coding region runs from base 400 to 801 and encodes 133 amino acids. The transcript is spliced from 3 exons.
GCAAUCAAUUGUCAGAAAUCACUCUACCGGUGUUGUACACAACAGGUAUAAUAUUCUACUUGAUCAUCACGCUACGUAUGUACAGUAAUUACAGGUUGCACGUAUGUAAUAACAGUCCAUGUAUGGUUACCGUGUACAUACACCUACCCAUGUGCGUUGAAAUCCCCUGCAGAGGACUCGUUAGAUGGCUGUAAUAAAACCCGAUGCUUUAUUGUAGUCGUCUAUUUGUUGCCGCGGACAAGUGUGCGCGAGUGAUAUUAAGACGCACACAACUGUGGCCAUUCCUCGUUUGCGGGAAGACUUGAACCGCGGUAUAAAACAAGUCGUUCAUCAGAUUCAACAAUCACAUGCCUCAGCGCAUUUGCCAAUAACAUUGCACGUGGACUAGUACUCUACACUAUGACUCAACCUUUGGCCUUUAUUGUGCUCAUCGUGGCCGUAGGAAUCUGCGAAAUCAGUUACGCCAGGGUCAUGGACAGGCCACGGUGGAUACAGUGCCAAAGUAACUCGGAGUGUACGCCCGGAUAUUGUUGUACAAUCGGAAAACAGAAAUUCAGCAUUCCGCAGUGCAAGCUGAUGCACGACAUCGGCGACGUUUGUCGACCGGAUGGUUCGAUAACUCUAAAUACCACAUUGAUGUACCCGGAUGGAUCUCAGAUUGAACUUACCGAAGUCCACGAUAUGUUUUGCCCCUGUGGAUACGGGCUGAGUUGUGAUCGUCGAGAUGCCGUAUGCCGCGAUCCGAGUCAGGAAAGAGGAUUCAAUCACUUGCCGGGAGAAGCAAUUACCGAGGACGAUUAAUUGCAAUGCUGAAUUUCGAACGAGAAAUGCGUUAAAAUAAUUGCCUAAUCGCUGAACAAACAAAUGAUAAUUGGCUGGUUAAUAGAUUAUAAAAAGUGAUUGAAAAACAUCGAUUUAUUGCUUUGAAAUACCGGUGACUGUAUAGUAUUAUAUUCAUACGGAUGUACGUGGAAAUUCCGUAAUGAUCGAAUCAAUAUAGCAUUUGUAUCAAUUGCUGGUGAAGAAAUUGUGCAACCCAGUAACUAUAACGGUAGAGCGACUGGAGCCCCUGUCCCAGGAGUAACGCAUCAUAUUAUGAUCCAGGGGAUAACAUUCUAAGAUGAGUGAAAAAAAAUAUAUUAAUUAUUUAACGAUCACCCCGUUCGAAGAUUACAUUAAUUUGUAUAAUUGAAAU